AUGGUGACCAACAAGGCCAACAAGCGUCCUGAAGGGACUCAGGGACAUGCUACACGCUCGAGAGGCUUCUCCAGUGAAAAGGAACGAAACAAGGCAGAGAAAAGAGUCAAGAAUGACCUUUCUGAGUUGAAAAAAGCUCUCAAUGCUAUGCCAACUUGCUCAAAACCAACUCUGAAGCCUCUCACUCUUGAAUUAGCCAAGGGUAUCAUCAAGAUGGACACUCCAAAGCGUCCUAAAAAGCAAUCAAAGCUCCUUGUGAAACAGUACACGCCAAAGAGUGAUCACUAUCUAGGCUGGGACAAUGCAAAGCAGGUGGGUGGUCUGACACUGAGCUCAAAGCUACAGAACCAUUCAGCUAGAGUUGUGACCACUGCUCUUGAUCUGAAGGAGUUCUUUCAUGCAGAGCAUCAGUUGCCUAAGCUCAGUGUGCAGCCCGACACCACUGGAUUCCAGUCAGUGUGCUUUGUUGGUCAGGAAGAUGUCAUUCACCUGGUUGACAAGAACAGUCUCCACUAUGCAAGUGUGGUCAAGAAGCCAGACUGUCCCAGGUUUGAAGAGAUGUACCAGGAGUUCAGACGCCUCCAAGCUGAGCUUCCAAGGUCAGCUGGUGCACCAGUCGAGUCUCUGCGUGGAGAUUUCUUCACCUACCAUCUCAUGCUCAGUGGACAAGAUUCAGCAUGUAUGCCUGGACCAUACUUCAACCUGAAGUUUGUCAAGAACUACAGGGAGAUGAUCAAGUUCCUGCGCAGCAAGCAUGUCACAACCCUCCGUGAAUACUGCAACACAUGCUUCUUUGAGUGCUUCCCUGAGCACGCAAGCCACUACAUGGAGAUUGGCAGCUCAGACCACUACCAUCCCCAUGGUGCUUUCCUUUGGGCUCCUGCAUUUCCCUCCAUUGCCAUCAACCAGGAGGGUCAGGCAUACAGUCUGCCUCACAGAGACAGGCGUGACUAUCUCCAAGGUCUGGCUGGUGUGUUCAGCUAUGGUGACUAUACCCAGCUGCAGAUCAGCUUCACUGAGGCCAAGGUCAGCAUUGACUUUCCUCCUGGUGCCCUCUGCUUUUUCCCAUCCCAUGUGCUGCACCACUUCAACUCUCCGAUACUGGAGGGAGAGACCCGUGGAUCCAUGACCAUGUUCAUGUCCAGUGAUGUGGCCAAGUGGAAGGGCUAUGAUGGCAGAGCAGCCGACACCUCAGAGGAGCAGAAGCAUGCUUACCGGCAAGAAUGUCUUGAAGCCUGGAAGCUCUUCCAGCCUCUGCCUACCUUUCCCUGA
Molecule: messenger RNA, 1272 nt
Organism: Ustilago hordei
Lineage: Eukaryota; Fungi; Basidiomycota; Ustilaginomycetes; Ustilaginales; Ustilaginaceae
Exons: 1
Coding region: 1-1272 (423 amino acids)
Source: RefSeq, a predicted model, not a curated record